AUGUCGGACGCGGUGGUUAGUUUCAUGAAGGACUUUUUGGCCGGUGGCAUUGCCGCUGCCAUUUCCAAAACAGCUGUUGCUCCCAUUGAGAGAGUAAAGUUGUUGCUGCAGGUCCAGCAUGCCAGCAAACAGAUCACUGCAGAUAUGCAGUACAAGGGAAUCAUGGACUGUGUGAGAAGGAUACCAAAGGAGCAGGGCUUUAUUUCCUUUUGGAGAGGCAACCUGGCCAACGUGAUCCGUUACUUCCCCACCCAAGCCCUCAACUUUGCCUUCAAAGAUAAGUACAAGAAGGUCUUCCUCGGUGGUGUGGAUCAAAAAACACAAUUCUGGCGUUACUUCGCUGGUAAUCUCGCAUCUGGCGGUGCCGCUGGGGCGACUUCGCUCUGCUUCGUCUACCCUCUCGACUUCGCCAGAACAAGACUGGCUGCCGACAUCGGCAAGGGUGCAUCUGGGAGAGAGUUUAGCGGCCUUGGAAACUGCCUCACCAAGACCUACAGAUCCGAUGGCCUCAAGGGUCUUUACCUCGGAUUCAACGUGUCAGUGCAGGGUAUUAUCAUCUACAGAGCGGCCUACUUCGGAUGCUUCGACACAGCUAAAGGUAUGCUGCCAGAUCCCAAGAACACGCACAUCAUCAUCACUUGGAUGAUCGCCCAGACUGUCACCGCUGCAGCUGGUAUCAUCUCAUACCCCUUCGACACCGUCAGACGUCGUAUGAUGAUGCAGUCUGGACGCAAACAAGCUGACAUCAUGUACACGGGCACAAUUGACUGCUGGAAGAAGAUCCUUAAGCAAGAGGGGGGGAAAGCCUUCUUCAAGGGUGCCUGGUCCAAUGUGAUCAGAGGCAUGGGCGGUGCCUUUGUGUUGGUGCUGUACGAUGAGAUCAAGAAGUACACAUAA
This is a messenger RNA of Cyclopterus lumpus (lumpfish), 897 nucleotides long. It is a transcript of the gene slc25a4, whose product is annotated as solute carrier family 25 member 4. Gene Ontology annotation, cellular component: mitochondrial inner membrane. NCBI's taxonomy places the organism in Eukaryota, Metazoa, Chordata, Actinopteri, Perciformes, Cyclopteridae. The record is from RefSeq and is a predicted model, not a curated record. The transcript is spliced from 4 exons. The coding region runs from base 1 to 897 and encodes 298 amino acids. Gene Ontology annotation, molecular function: ATP:ADP antiporter activity. Gene Ontology annotation, biological process: mitochondrial ATP transmembrane transport; mitochondrial ADP transmembrane transport.